CGCUCUGUGAAUUGCGUCAUCAGAGCGCGGCCACUAGCUGACAGUAGCAGGGAAAGUUAACUGACCUUCUUUACGGCCUCGUCGCUCGCACUGGGGUCUGACGAGGACCUUGAAUGUUUUUCACCAGCAGUAUUUGAGCUUCUUGAUUUCUUUAACUGCACAGCUACACAGUCAUGCCCACAAAGCUGGAAGUCCCCACCUUGCAGGAGCUGAAGGUGGACGAGAUAAAAGUGUCCUCUUCGGUACUGAAGGCUGCUGCCCACCAUUAUGGCUCCCAAUGUGACAAACCCAACAAAGAGUUCAUGCUCUGCCGUUGGGAGGAGAAGGAUCCCCGGAAGUGCCUAGAGGAAGGGAGAAAAGUCAAUGAGUGUGCACUCAACUUCUUCAGGCAAAUCAAGGGGAACUGUGCCGAGUCCUUCACGGAGUACUGGACCUGCCUGGAUUACUCAAACUUGGCAGAACUCCGUCACUGCCGUAAACAGCAGCACGCUUUCGACAGCUGCGUCCUUGAGAAACUGGGAUGGGAGAGACCUGACUUGGGAGAUCUGUCUAAGGUCACCAAAGUGGCAACCUCGCGGCCCCUGCCAGAGAACCCCUACCACUCUAGACCUCGUCCAGAGCCCAACCAAACCAUCGAGGGCAAACUGGAGCCUGCCAAACAUGGCAGCAGGUUAUUCUUCUGGAACUGGUGAGGCAGCUC
Molecule: messenger RNA, 700 nt
Organism: Neolamprologus brichardi
Lineage: Eukaryota; Metazoa; Chordata; Actinopteri; Cichliformes; Cichlidae
Gene: ndufa8
Product: NADH:ubiquinone oxidoreductase subunit A8
Biological process (GO): mitochondrial electron transport, NADH to ubiquinone
Cellular component (GO): respiratory chain complex I
Source: RefSeq, a predicted model, not a curated record